Molecule: messenger RNA, 1377 nt
Organism: Schizosaccharomyces osmophilus
Lineage: Eukaryota; Fungi; Ascomycota; Schizosaccharomycetes; Schizosaccharomycetales; Schizosaccharomycetaceae
Gene: erg1
Product: squalene monooxygenase Erg1
Exons: 1
Coding region: 1-1377 (458 amino acids)
Biological process (GO): ergosterol biosynthetic process
Cellular component (GO): membrane; endoplasmic reticulum
Molecular function (GO): flavin adenine dinucleotide binding; squalene monooxygenase activity
Source: RefSeq, a predicted model, not a curated record
AUGUCUUCCGAUGAUGCUGAUAUCAUUAUCGUAGGUGCCGGUAUCACCGGUUGCGCUUUGGGCGCUGCUUUGGGUCGUCAAGGUCGAAAGGUCCUCGUUCUUGAACGUGACAUGUCGGAGCCUGACCGAAUUGUCGGUGAAUUGCUUCAACCAGGUGGUAUUGAAGCCCUCGAGAAAAUUGGCAUUGAGGAUUGUAUUCAGGGUAUCGACGGUCAAUUCACCUCUGGUUACCAAAUCUUCCAUAAGGGGAUCAAUGUCGCUGUUCCUUAUCCCGAAAAGCCCGACGGCUCUGACUACCGUGGGAUUGGGUUUCAUUACGGCCGAUUUGUCAUGAACUUGCGCAAGGCUCUCAUAAAUACCCCAAACGUUACGGUUGUCGAAGCCACUGUCAACGAGCUCAUGCGUGAUGAUUCCGGCGAGAUAAUUCGCGGAGUCGCCGCUACAAGAAAACCAGAUUCUUCUCUCCUCCAUUACAAAGCUCCAUUGACUCUAGUUUGUGAUGGUUGCUUUUCCAAGUUCCGUAAGAGCUUUGUUGAUCAUCCUAUUCAAAUUACAGAUCAUUUCCUUGGCCUCAUCCUCACAAACCCAGAUUUUCCCGUCCCUGGUCGUGGUCAUGUCAUCCUUAGCGAUGUCGCUCCUAUGGUCAUCUAUCCGAUUUCCCAUAAUGAAGCUCGUAUCCUUAUCAACUACCCUGGCAAAAAUCUUCCUUCUGGCGACAUCCUCAAAGAAUACGUUUUAGAUAAGUGUGUUCCACGAAUGCCCGAGUCUCUUCGCCCUUCCCUCAAGGCUGCCGUCCAUAAUGAUCGACUUCGCUCUAUGCCCAAUCAGUUCUUGCCUCCUUCCAUCAAUCGCACCAAGGGCUUAAUUCUUGUUGGUGACUCUAAUAAUAUGCGCCAUCCUUUAACCGGCGGUGGUAUGACUGUCUGCCUUCACGAUGCUCAUUUACUUUCUCGUUUCAUUGCUCCUAAUGUUGUCCCUGAUCUGUACGAUUAUGAUAAUGUAAUUUCGCAAACUAAUAAGCUUCAUUGGAAGCGUAAAGGCUACAGCUUUGUCAUCAACGUCCUUUCCAUCGCCCUUUACAAGCUUUUCUCUCCUAAAAACCGUUAUAUGAAAGCUUUAGAAGACGGUUGCAUCGAUUACUUCAUUCGCGGUGGAAGUUGCACCGAAGGUCCUGUUCGUUUGCUUGGAGGUUUGGAUCAUAGUCCUUCUCAUUUACUCCUCCAUUUUUAUGCUGUCUGCGCCUAUAGUAUUUAUCAAUAUAUCUUCACCAAUGGUCCAGCCAUGCUUAUGCCUAUCCGAGCUUUGGAGUCUGUGCUUAUUUUCGUGCAAGCUUCACUAGUUAUUAUUCCCUAUAUUCUUAGUGAAAUGUCAUCCUAA